Molecule: messenger RNA, 3782 nt
Organism: Andrographis paniculata
Lineage: Eukaryota; Viridiplantae; Streptophyta; Magnoliopsida; Lamiales; Acanthaceae
Product: PWWP domain-containing protein 1-like
Exons: 2
Coding region: 230-3424 (1064 amino acids)
Source: RefSeq, a predicted model, not a curated record
AUAGCCGCCUGGUUCGUCGAGUCGAGACGAGACGAGACGAGGAACGCCUCCCCGCACCCUUCCUUCUUCCUGCCUUUCUAUCUAUCUAUCUAUCGUUCUAGGGUUUUCUUUUUUCCGAUUUCUAUCACUGACUUCAAUCUCUCCAUCCCUCUUAUUUUCAUUAAUUUUCUUGUUCCUUGGAAUUAUCGUUGAAGAAUAUCGAUUUGAUUAUUGGUUUUAACACUCACUGAUGAGCAAUAGCUGCGAUGGCGGUUCGUCGUUCCCGUUGGACGGGAACGACGAUUUGGCUCGCCAACUUCCUACCGAAGCUUCGCUGAGUGGUGGCGGGGAUGAUUCCGGAGCGCGUUUGGAGUUCGAUUCAGUUGCGGUUGUGGAUCGAUCUGCUUCUGGCGAGGAGAAUGUGUCAUCGGUUGUGAAUCUAGAAAACGAGGAAACUAGAUUCAGUGCUGGGAGUGAAAUUGGAGCGCCGGAGAAGCAGCCGAGUUCUUCCGCGCCAAGCCACAGUGAUAACGGUGAGAAGAAGAUCGAUCUGAGGGUUGGAAAGACGGAGAAGAAGAAAGUGAAACUGGGGGCGGAGGAUUACGAUUCAAUGCUAUCGGAAUUCGAUCAGUUCGCAUCUAAAGGAGUUGGGGAAGCAGUCGGCUACGGGUAUGAGAUAGGAGAUAUGGUGUGGGGUAAAGUAAAAUCACAUCCAUGGUGGCCAGGAUACAUUUACAACGAGUCUUUUGCGUCUUCUUCGGUUUGGAAAGCCAAGCGAAACGGCCAUGUCUUGGUGGCAUUCUUUGGGGACGGUAGCUAUGGCUGGUUUGAGUUGGCGGAGUUAAUUCCCUUUGCGGACAACUUUCUCGAGAAAUCACGGCAAACUACUUCUCGUGGUUUUCAGAAAGCUGUGGAGGAAGCUGUGGGUGAGUUCUCUAGAAGACAGAGCUUGGCUCUAGCCUGUCGCUGUAGAAAUGAGUUCAAUUUUUGGCCAUCGAAAGUUGAGGGUUACUAUGCUGUUGAUGUUGGUGAUUAUGAACCUGGGGUUUAUUCUCUGAGUCAGAUACUGAAGUCAAGGGAGAAUUUUAGGCCGAAAGAGAUGCUUUCUUUUGUUGAGCAAUUGGCUCUGAGGCCUAAGACCAAUCAUCAUCCUACAAUUGAAUUCCAAAAGAACAAGGCCACAGUUUUGGCUUGCAGGAGGGCAAUGUUUGAGGAGUUCGAUGAUACGUAUGCACAGGCUUUUGGAACAACGCCAGUCCGGCCUCCCCGGCCUACUAUGCCAGUGGCUGUGGAUCCGGCUAAAGCUCCGUUGUCUGGCCCACUGGUUUUUGCGGAACCCCUUGGUAAGGGGAAAGCAUUGGCUAAACCUACAAAAAUAAAGGAGUCGAUAGAGGACAAGUAUAUAUUCAAACGGCGAGAUGAGCCGGUUCCCAUGAAUAUCAAAAAAGGAAAUGCAGGCCAAGCAAACCCCCCAGCUCAUCCUCUUUUAUUAGAUGGAUCCAACCUAACUGGGAUGCUAAUGGAAUCGAGCACGAAAGGCUAUAUUCCUGUAUCUAAUAUAAACGAUAGUCAGCUUCAAGCGAUAAACCAACCGGCAUACAUAAACAGUGUUGUUAAACCUUCUGAAGGUGGAAUAAAAAAGAUCAAGGUGAAAAAGCAGCAUGCUCGAGAGUCUAAUACUGAGCAUCCCACUGCGGUUGAGAAGAAGAGAAAGAAAAGUGCAAUCCCCAAGCAGCCUGAUGAAGGGCAGAAUUCUGCUAGUGGUAAACUGGUUGAGAAGAAAAAGAAGAGAAAGAAAGAACUGAAAAUCGAAGAGGGUGUUCGUCCUGCCGAUAACAGCGGGUUAGCGGCCGAGAAAGCUUCAGGAAUGCUGGUUGAUGUUCCGCUUGUCGUUAAUAACCAGCUUGACGCUCGAAAGGAUGUUGUGAUUAUGAGCUCAUCAUCUACGGCUGACAAACAGCAAGCUGUCGAACGGAGGAAACUUGACUUCCCAAGGCUACUGAACGACCUUCAUGCUCUUGCUCUCAACCCUUUUCAUGGAGUGGAGAGGGGCUGCCCUGUUACUACCCGACGGAUUUUCCUGAAAUUCCGUGCGCAUGUCUUUCAGAAGAGCUUGGUUCUAUUCCCUAACGAAAUUGAGAAAAGUGAAGCCGGCUCUAAAGCAUCGUUACUUGCGCCUGCUGCUUCGCGUGGUCCUUCCGAGAAGCCGAGAGACAAGCCGAAGCAUAUGAGACCUGCAGGCAGACUAGAUGAUCCAUCAAAGGGUGGUAAGAAACGCCCGCCGUCGGACAAUCCGGAAGUUGUGAAAAGGAGAAAGCUAGAUGAUUCGCUGGACAUUGAGAAAAGGAAGCACUCCAACUUGGAAGGGAUAAAGAAGAAGAAACUAUUGAGUGAUAAAUCAAUUUCUGGAGAAAAGAGAAUUAUUCCCCAAAGGCCCGGCGAAACACAACAUGAGAAGUCGAAGUUUGUCGGCUCUAAAGGCGCCCCUCCACCUUUGGCGUCUACGAAGGGAAUGAGACAAGAUUCUAGAAAGAGGGUCGAUGUGGCGCCUAAAGCUUCGGAUAGGAAAACCGCGCUGUUCAUGAAGUUUCCUACUGAUGCUGCGCUUCCGUCCCUUGCAGAGCUGAGGGCGAAAUUCACUCGUUUUGGGCAGAUGGAUCAUGACUCCAAUCGGGUUUACUGGAAAACGUCUAUGUGCCGAAUGGUUUUUCUAAGGAAGUCUGAUGCGGACGCUGCUCUGAACUAUGCGCAGAGCAGUAACAAUUUGUUUGGGAACAGCAAUGUUAAAUGCUAUCUUCGUGAGCUGGGCACUGAGGUGGUGCCAGAACCUCAGAGGGAUGAAGCGAGAGCAAUGGCGACAUCAGCAGGAAGAGCACCACCACCUGCGCCACCACUACUACCUCUACCACCAAUGGCAGCGCCAAUCAAGUCGUGCCUGAAGAAAGCGCCUGCUGAAGAAGGUGGCAAUGGCAAUGGGAACGGCAAUGGCAGAGGUACUUCUCCUCGUGUAAAAUUUGUUUUGGGUGCGGAAGGAAAUGCUAAUGCUAAUGCUAAUGGUGGUGGUGGUGGUGGUAGUAAUAGUAGUAGUAGCAGUAGUGGUAAUAGUAGUACAAGUGGAAUUGGAUAUUCAAUGGGAAUGGAUGUUAAGAAUUUGGAAAAGUUAAUUCCAGUGUCGUCGUCGAUGGAGAUGCAAAGAUUUCUGCCUAAUAAUUCUGGGUUGGGGUUGGGGGGCAGUAGUAGACAAUUGGGUUCUUCGUCUUUGUCUUUGUCUUUGUCUUUGUCGUCGUCGUUGGGUACCAUUAGAAGACCUUCAUCUUCUUCUGCAGCUGGUGGUGGUGGUAAUAAUGAUAUAUCCCAACAGUUUGUGAAAUUAUUAAAUCGGUGCAGUGAAGUGGUUAAUGGUCUUACCGAAGCCUUUGGUUAUGUGCCUUACCAUUCCCUUUAGGGUAGGAUAGGAUAGGAUAGGGUCCAUUAAUGGAUGGAUAGAUACCAUACAGUAGCAGCAAGAAGCAGCAGCAGAUUGAGAGGCAGACGGACGCAAAACAACUCAAAGAGAUGGAUUGAGGAUUAGGGUUUCUGGCCGUGAACUUUGAGAAGCCCAGAAAUUGAGUUAGUGAAUGAAUGAUCGGGUGGGGUGUGGCGUCGUCAUUGGAAUGUGUUGUUGGAUUGGUCGGUUGUUUCAGGCUGGCUGUUGUGGUAUUUGUUUUGUUUGGUGUAGAAGUAGUAGUAGUAGUACUCGUAUGUAAUGAAUGAACCAAAUGAACGAAUGGAUGGAUGACUUUUAUAUACUGAUAUUAUUAUUA